Messenger RNA from Pararge aegeria (speckled wood butterfly), 1079 nucleotides. Its product is annotated as serine protease snake-like. Gene Ontology annotation, molecular function: serine-type endopeptidase activity. Gene Ontology annotation, biological process: proteolysis. Lineage: Eukaryota; Metazoa; Arthropoda; Insecta; Lepidoptera; Nymphalidae. The record is from RefSeq and is a predicted model, not a curated record. The transcript has 2 exons. Bases 17 to 943 code for a protein of 308 amino acids.
UCAGACUUUAUGGGACAUGUUUAUUAAAUUAUUUACCUUUACUUUUUCAGCUGUAAUAGUAAGAGCAUUGAGUGUAGGAGAUAAGUCUUUAGCAGCCUGUAAACACUAUGGACAGACGAUGCUAGAAUGCCACAAUAUACUUUACCCUUCUGAGAAAAUCAGAGUACCAAUCGACUUACUUCUAUACCCUCACAUGGUUUUGAUUGGAUUCAGGAAGGCUGCGCAAAAGAAACCAGCUUGGAAAUGUGGCGGAUCAUUAAUCAGUGAGAAAUGGGUACUAACCGCAGCACACUGUAUCGAAGACCCAGUAGAAGGGACCGCAAGUGUUUUAAGAAUAGGUACAGCCACUUUCGAAUUCGACGAGGUCGAAGAACUGGCACAGGAGAGAGAAAUUGAUGAAGUCGUACCCCAUCCCGAAUACAAACCACCGUCCAAAUACCACGAUAUAGCAUUAAUGAGGAGCAAAACAGAUUUUGUACUCAGCAGAGACAUACGCAUAGCUUGUUUGAAUUUAGAUGACAACAUUCACGAUAUGAACCUCACAGCUAUUGGGUUCGGUAAAACUGGUUCAACGGAUGCCAACGGUAGUGAAACAUUAAUGAAAGUUGAUAUGGAGAUCAUAGACUCCGGAGUCUGUAAUAGAUCAAUGAGGUAUCUGAUGAAGAGGAAGCUUAUAUCUCAGGGGAUAACUGAUGAUCAGCUAUGUGCUGGGGAUUACGAGCAUGGGGGUAAGGAUACCUGUCAAGGUGAUUCGGGUGGGCCAUUACAGAUGAUGCCGGAAACAGUUGAUUGUAAACGCUCGUUUCCAUUGCAUAAGAUAGUUGGUGUCACUUCGUUUGGUCGGGAUUGUGGGAGGAAAAUGGCUCCUGGAGUGUACACCAGGGUGUCUAGAUACGUUGAUUGGAUUGAGGAUAUAGUGUGGCCAGAUAAUGCCAGUUAUUAAUUUUCUUUAUUUAAAGGAUUUAUUAACUGUCGCGUAUAACUUGUAGCUUUAAGGCAAGAGUGAAUAGGUUCUUUGAAGGCAAGCGUACUCCAACCAAGACCUCAUCGUAUUUUUAUAUAUAUACUACGAAAAUACA